Molecule: messenger RNA, 1230 nt
Organism: Diaporthe citri
Lineage: Eukaryota; Fungi; Ascomycota; Sordariomycetes; Diaporthales; Diaporthaceae
Exons: 4
Coding region: 1-1230 (409 amino acids)
Biological process (GO): coenzyme A catabolic process
Molecular function (GO): coenzyme A diphosphatase activity; acetyl-CoA hydrolase activity
Source: RefSeq, a predicted model, not a curated record
AUGAACGGCACCACGGAGCAACUGCCGAACGGGCACCACGUCCCCAAUCAAGAACAGCACGACGACACCGCCACGCCCACUGAGGCCGAGGUCCAGACGAUCGUCCAGAGCAUCAAAGACGCAUCCGCUGUGCCAGUUGCGCCUACGUCAUCGCGUUCACCAGAACCACAAUCACCUCGAGACCAGAGCAUUUCACAACCACCACAACCUGCAGAGUUCGACGUCGGCGAAUACUGGGAUCUUUCAAGCAUGGCGCCGUUGAAUCAAGUGUCACGGGCCGCCAUCGCGCGCCUGCGCGCAUACAAGCCCCCGCCGUUCCCGCUGUGGGACAAGCUGCCUCUCAGCCGGAGGGCGGCCGUGCUCAUCCUGCUGUACGCGGACCGCCAGGGUGACUUGCGCGUCGUGCUCACCAUGCGUGCGGCGAGCCUGAGGAGCUUCUCUGGCCACGCAGCCUUCCCAGGAGGCAAGGCAGAUAGCUUAGAAGAGACGCCCUACCAAAUAGCACGCCGCGAGGCCUGGGAGGAGAUCGGCCUCCCCAUCGACGACAGCAAGAUCCCCAAGCCCUUUCGCAUCGAGCACUUAUGCUGCCUCCCGCACAGCCUGGCCAAGACGGAGCUGGCGGUACGGCCGUGCGUGGCGCUGCUGCACUCUGGCGACGACGACGAGUCCGACCACCCCGCCGGCCCGCCGUCCCCGACCGUCGACGAGAGCCUGAUGCCGCGCCUGGAUGCCAAGGAGGUGGCGGCCGUGUUCUCGGGCCCGCUGCACAACUUCCUCCUUGCCUCGGACGAGGUGCUGCCCGGUGAGGGCGAGGACCGGCGGAGGAAGUUGCUGCCCAAGGGGAAGUGGUACGAGGGCCGGUGGGCCGAGUUCCACGAGGCGCCAUGGCGGGUGCACUACUUCUACGUGCCCGUCAACCACCAGCGCGUGACCAAGCCCCGGGUGCGCGAGGGGGGGCUGGCGGCCAUCGCGGAGCAGCUCGAGGAGGAGGAGGAGGAGGAGGACGCGGGCAGGUACAUGGUGUGGGGCAUGACCGGCCGGAUGCUGGUGGACGCGGCGCGGGUCGCGUAUGCGCGGGAGCCCGAGUUCGAGCACAACAAGCACUUUGGCGACGAGGCCAUCAUCGAGCGGCUGGCCGGCGCGGGCAGGCUCCAGGAGAAGAAGAGGCCGGCCGCAGUGGACCUUGCGCAGCAGGAGGCGAAGAAGGCCAAGGAGGGGAGUAAGAUGUGA